This is a messenger RNA of Leptonychotes weddellii (Weddell seal), 1408 nucleotides long. The record is from RefSeq and is a predicted model, not a curated record. NCBI's taxonomy places the organism in Eukaryota, Metazoa, Chordata, Mammalia, Carnivora, Phocidae.
AUGUCCAGUGUGUGCCAAGGCCUGCCUUGUUUCAGUGACAAGACUAACAAUCUGGAGGCUUACGUGAAAUGGUUCAACAGACUGUGCUACCUCGUGGCGACUGAGAUCUGCAUGCCGGCCAAGAAGAAGCAGAGGGCCCAGGUGGUGGAGUUCUUCAUCGACGUGGCCCGUGAAUGCUUCAACAUUGGCAACUUCAACUCUCUGAUGGCCAUCAUCUCUGGCAUGAACAUGAGCCCCGUCUCUAGGCUGAAGAAGACUUGGGCCAAAGUGAAGACGGCCAAGUUUUUCAUCCUCGAGCACCAGAUGGACCCAACAGGGAAUUUCUGCAACUACAGGACAGCCCUGCGGGGGGCAGCCCACCGCUCCCUGACCGCCCACAGCAGCCGUGAGAAGAUCGUCAUUCCCUUCUUCAGCCUGCUCAUCAAAGACAUCUACUUCCUGAACGAGGGCUGCGCCAACCGCCUCCCCAAUGGACACGUCAACUUUGAGAAAUUCCUGGAGCUGGCCAAACAGGUUGGAGAGUUCAUCACAUGGAAACAAGUGGAGUGUCCCUUUGAGCAAGACCCCAGCAUCACCCACUACCUGCACACCGCUCCCAUCUUCAGCGAGGAUGGUCUUUAUUUGGCUUCUUAUGAAAGUGAGAGCCCAGAGAACCAAACAGAAAAAGAGAGGUGGAAAUCUCUAAGAUCUUCUAUUCUGGGGAAGACGUGAGAAGCUCAAGGAGGAGGAGGAGGAGGAGGAGGAGAAGGAGGAGGAGGAGGAGGGGAGGAAGUCAGCAGAAGCCUUCCACAGCCCUGCCUUAGCUGGCCCAGCAGAAAAUAAGAGGUGUUGCCACCUCACUGCUUUGCAAACCGUGACCCCACGGCCUGGCGCCAGCCCCAGCGACCACACGGCCCGGGAGACCUUUCUCCACCUUCUGUGGAACUUCAGCUCCGGGGAAGGGCCCAGGACCUCCUGACCUGCGGGUAGCACGUGGCUCAGGGGCUCUGCCUUCAGGACGGUGGGGGUCACGUUGCUGGCCGGUCGGUCCAUCCUCAGCAAGGACGUGGCACCGCCCCCAGAGCGUUGGGUGACUGUGGUGUCACUGUCCCUGGGUGAUGAGCAGCACCGAGGCUGACACCCCGUCUGUGCCUAGGUGGCCUGGGAACCCCCACAUCUCCAGCAGGCACCACCAGCAGCCCCUGUCGUUCUGCUGACGGGCCCUACCCUGCCCCCCCGACCCCGGGAUGGGCUGGUUUCUGCGGCCCAGUUCACCCCUUUCUGGAUCCUGCUGGUACCAGGGGACAGCUCUCUGGUGACAGCUGUGACUGACACAGGUCACGGGACAAACCUGAGUCGUGAGAAUGACAACAUGUACAGUACACUGUAAACUUUAGGUUGGUAUAAACACGUCCGUACGCCCUGCGUA